This is a messenger RNA of Fusarium mangiferae, 1005 nucleotides long. RefSeq lists its product as uncharacterized. Bases 1 to 1005 code for a protein of 334 amino acids. The record is from RefSeq and is a predicted model, not a curated record. NCBI's taxonomy places the organism in Eukaryota, Fungi, Ascomycota, Sordariomycetes, Hypocreales, Nectriaceae. Gene Ontology annotation, molecular function: toxin activity. The transcript has a single exon.
AUGGUUUGCACUCGCAGCGACAAUGCACCUGAAGCUAUUGGGCGCGGCAUUCAGCAUGGACGAAAAUGGGGCUUCUCUGCUGACGAAGUCAAUUUUCUCCAGGAGACUUUUGAUAAGCUCACGACGGAAACUGCGGCCGUCUCACAUGCAGAAAUAGCGUCACGUCAUAGGAUAUUCCUCGAGAAUCUCAUGCUAGACGACUCCAGGAUGAGUAACGUGCCUGAAGAGACAAUUCAGAAAUGGAAAGCUGUGCAUGUUUACCUUGCCACGAUGGACGAGCAUGCCGUCCCUGCCAUCGAUGGCUCAAGCUAUGUUACAUACGCCAAGACGAUGUACGAGUCAGGACGUGACAAUAUUAAAUCCGAAUGGGAGGGCUUGUCAGGAGAUGACAUUGGAGCUAAACAUGGCGCCAAUUUCAGGGCCAAGAUGCAGUAUGAUGCGGAUAUGAAUAUCCACGUCCUCAACUACGCCGACUUUUGGCUUUACCUGGCAGGAAAGCAUUUUACGGAGGAAGCUUUGACAAACUUAGACGAUGAGAUCUUUGCGUCUCGUGGCCGCUAUGACAUUCGGGUAAAUGGCAACCCAUGGGAAGACAAGCCCUUCCCUCCCGUCAAACGGGGAAGCAAUGAUCAGAUCACAGCCAUUUACGCAGGAGGUAUCACCAAUGUUGAGCUCCUGCAGAUAAAGUACGGUGAUACCUGGGGCGCGGCGUAUGGAUCUCCCAAGCCAGAUCCAGCCAGCACCACAGACUUGGACGUCAAUGCAGGAGAAUAUCUCUAUUGGGUUGAUGUUUGGUUUGGCCAGAAGUUGGGUUGCGCCCCGUUCUGGUUGAACACUAAGAACAAACUACGAGAGGUUGGAAGCAGUGGAGGUACCAAGGGAGAGUUAUGGUUCGCCGAUCACCAGGUCACUAGUGUUUACGGGAUCAAAUACGAAAGCAGUGCCCUGUCGGGUUUGGAGGGCAUCAUCGUUGGAUUCAGGCCCUUGUUUCUGAAAUCGGAUUGA